AUGGCGUCCAUCAAGUUCCAACAAAACAACAUGACCCGUUCCGUGCUAAUUUUCACCCAUGCUCACAAGCCGAACCAGUUCACAUGGAAUACCAUUAUAAGAGGUCUCUCCAUUAGCAACACUCCACAACGUGCUAUUUUCAUUUUCGUGCAAAUGUGUCGAGAGUUCAUCCAACGACAGAGUUUCACUUACGCUUUUGUGCUGAAGGCCUGCGCCCGUUCCCAUGCGCUCGAGACGGGGAAGGCCAUCCAUGGUCUCGCCGCAAAGAGUGGGCAUGUCUCUCAUAUCUUUGUUGCCACCACAGCAAUCCACGCCUACUCUACAUGUGGCGACUUGAAUUCCGCGGAGAAGGUGUUCGACGAAAUGGAUACUCGGAAUGUUGUUUCUUGGAAUGCUGUGAUCUCAGGGUACGUGCAGAAUGGCCUGCCGGAUGAUGGAUUGAGGCUGUUUGGUUGGAUGUGGUCGGAGGGUGUCAGACCCAAUGAUGUGACUCUGAUUGGUGUGAUCUCCGCAUGCGCACAAAAAAAGGAGCUUGAGUUGGGGAGGUGGCUUCAUACUUAUGUUAAUGAGAACUGGGACGAAUUUCGGUCAAGUAUCAACAUUAGAACCGCUCUUAUAGAUAUGUAUGCAAAAUGCAGGCAAAUUGAUUUGGCGAGGCAGGUCUUCAAUGAGGCACAAAAGAGAGACAUUGGUAUGUGGAACGCACUUAUUGGAGGGUAUGUCUUUAAUGGCCAUUUCGAAGAAGCUUUGGAACUGUUCCAGAAAAUAGAAGCCGGAGAAUUGGAGCCGGACGAGCCAACAUUGGUUAGCACACUGCGUGCAUGUGCGCAUCUUGGGGCAUUGGACAUCGGGGAGAGGAUUCAUUCAUAUGCCAAAGAGAAAGAGAAGCGGUUCAUGUUCAACACAACUUUAGGUACUGCACUAAUUGAUAUGUAUUCAAAAUGCGGGUGCAUCACUAAGGCACGGGAAGUCUUCAACAGGAUGCAUUUACGUGAUGUUAUGGCAUGGACGUCCAUGAUUUGGGGGCUUGCUAUUCAUGGGCACGCGAUGGACGCACUUGAUCUCUUCUUGUUAAUGUUAGAUUCGGGUCCAAUGCCUGAUGGAAUCACCUUCAUAGGUGUUCUAUAUGCUUGUAGUCAUGCGGGAUUGGUUGACCAAGGAAUCCACUACUUUGAAGCCAUGAGAAACAAGUACCACAUUUCUCCAAAAAUUGAGCAUUACGGAUGCAUGAUAGACCUCCUUGGCCGGGCAGGCCGGCUUGAAGAGGCAUAUGAUCUCAUUCUUAGAAUGGAGAUGCAACCUAAUGCAAUCAUCUGGAGAGCACUUCUCAGUGCUUGCAGGUUGCAUUUGAGUAUCAAGUUCGCAGAGGUUGCCAUUGAGAAUCUUUUCAAAUUGCAAUGUGAUCACUGCGGAGACUAUGUGCUCCUCUCAAAUAUUUAUGCUUCCCAAGGGAGGUGGGACAAUGUGGAGAGGAUAAGAAGAAAGAUGGAAGAGGGGGGAAUAAGAAAGCUACCAGGUUUGAGCUUCAUUGAAACUAACAGUGAACCAACAACAGAGGCAUGGAUAGAUUUGAGAGGUCACCUAAUUGAUCAAACUGGAAAACGGAUGUGUGGAUGCUAUCAGUCUUAA
This is a messenger RNA of Nelumbo nucifera (sacred lotus), 1629 nucleotides long. The record is from RefSeq and is a predicted model, not a curated record. Lineage: Eukaryota; Viridiplantae; Streptophyta; Magnoliopsida; Proteales; Nelumbonaceae.